CAAACUGUUUGGAGGGCACAUCAUGCAUUGCUGUGGUGUUGCUGUAGCACUCUGCAUGGGUUUCUGUACACUCUGGGUGCAUGAAACAGGCAGGUGCGGAACUGGCUAACUGCUUUCCCACAGAAUGGAUGACUUUGACUACAGCGUUCACAUAUCUGACAAAGACUGGGACGCCUUUCUAACAGAAUCCGAGGAAUGCAGUUUAUCACAGCCUUCCCUGGCCGGGUUAGAAGAGUCGUGUUUGACUGAUGCUGAUGAUGCUGAGCUGGCCACGCCCCCCAGCAGAACAAGGCCAAUCAGGCUUCACACGUGCUCAGUGGAAACCACACUGCCUGACUUCUCCAUAAUCGGCCCUACAGACAUCUCCGGCUCUCCCAUUGAGCACGACCAGCCCUUCUGCACUUCCCAGUAUGGAACAUACACAGGGGAAGAUGUCCUGUCGGGCAGCGAGGAGGAAAUGGACCUGGAGACUGUCAACCGGUUCCUGGAAAAGUUUAAGGAAUUUGCGGGUCCAGAGAAGUCUGCAAUGCAGGACCAAUCUUUUCUGGUCCAUGGUUAUAGGAACCUGCCACGCUCAUCCCAGACUAGUAAUUACUAUGAUAAACCAUGUGACACAGCCUGUGAGGAGGAAUAUACUAAGCAAGGUGAUGAUUCCCAUAGCGAACAUGUAGAGACAUCACAAUUAGGGCAGUCGGGAUCAACAGGGACACCUAACAGAGAGGAAUGUUGGCCAAUGAGUUUGAAGCUAAUUUAUGAAGGCUCAACUGAGAACUUCGAGUGUUUGGCCAAUGCACAAGAAGACCUCACACAAGAGAAUGCUUCAGCAGGAGAUGAGGCUGGUUUGCAGAACUGGACAGAGCUGUCAUCCGCAUCCACAAGGCCAGCUAGCAAAGACCAGAGUGGAAACAGUAAUGAAUUUCUACAGGAAGAAAACUGUUGGUCUGAAGAAUUGCAACCAACCCAUAACCCCUCCAUUCAGAUAUCAGAGAAUACAGAAGAAGACUGCACUAUACAUCAGCUAAAAGAUCAUGUAUCUGGGGAUGUUUCAACAGGAGAAGCCAUUCAAGACUUACAGAACUGGACAGGUCUGUCUGGAUUAACAGUGCCAGCCAGCAGUGAACAAGGUGCAAACAGUAAUGAUUCUGAAGUGCUCAAACAAGAAGAAGCAUGCUGGCCUAUAGGAAUGGAACUCAUUCACAGUGACUCCACUGAGAAUGUUAAAACUUCUUCAAAUGCGCGAACAAACCUUCCAGUAGAAGAACCGAUAGGCAAUGCAUUAAAGGAUGCAGCUGAAACAGAACUUUCUGUAUCAAAGGGGCCUGAUAGAAACACCCUGUGUGAGAACUCUAAUGAAACUCUGGAACCAGAAGAAGAAUGUUGGCAUGUCGGAAUGGAACUAGCUCAUAAUGACAUCACAGAGAACAUGGAUGCACAAGGAGCCCUGACAAAUCAUCAACAGAUAGCCAAGGCCUCUGGGGACUUUACAGAUGAAAACCAUCAAGAUUUACAGACCUGGACAGAGCAGUCCGGAUCAAAAGGGAUCACUAAUGGUGACCAGUGUGGAAACAGAAAUGAAACGCAAGAAGAACAACAACAACAUUGGCAUGCAGGAAUAGAGCUAACCCGUAGUGACUCCCAUAGUGACAAUAUGCCGACUUCUGCAAAUCCACAAACAGACCUCCCAAAAGAUGAACCUACCGGCAGAGCAAAUGUUGCUGGAGAUGACACUGUUCAAGAUUCACAGACUUGGACAGAAGAGUCUGGAUUAACCACACCUGUUAACAAUAACCAGUGUGAAGACUGUAAUGAAGGGCUGCAAAGAGAAGGUUGCCCUACAGGAAUGAUUCCAACAGAGAGCAUUCAGUCUGCUUUAGACAAAAGCCAGAGCAGAGCUGAAGACAGCACACCCAGAAAGGUUUUGCCAGAUGUCACUGCAGAACAAAAUCUCCUAGUAAACACUGCCUAUGUGAGUGAUAUCAUACGUGAAGCAGUGUCCAGUAAUCCCACAGCUCCAGAUGCACAACCAGAAGAAAGCUCACACAGUUCUGUUCUGAAUGACAGCUCGUAUAUCAGGUUUGGGGCUCCCAUUUCAAAUACCUCUGCACAGCACAACACAUGUCAGCAAAAUUCAAUGGAUCAUGCAGUCACAGCCGGCGUGAAUAUAAAUGAUAUGACCCAUGAAACUCCCUUUGAUAAACUCAGAAGCGAUAGCUCAUAUAUUACAUUCAGGGCUUCAGUUACGAGUGACUUUGUGCCUGUGCAAGAAGGUAACAGGAAAGGCCAUGUAAUCGAUGGAACAGUUUUUAAGGGUGAGCGCCCCAUGCAGAUUACAAAUGCCCCAGCACUCAGUGAUCCAACACAUCCACAACCAGCUAAUGGAACCAGGUUUAGCAAGGCAGCAGAUGGGGCCUCUUUGCAUCUGCAGGAAGUCCAGCAAAAUCACAUCUCUUUCAAAGAUACUUUACAUUCUGCAGAUUCCAGCGAUUCCUAUGUUCAGGAGCAGAAUGCUGGCGAGAGUGCAGCAGACGAUCCUGCCAGUAAUCCAGGUUCAAUGUCAUGUGCUGCCAUUCAAGAUAGAGCAGUGCACAGAAAUUCAACUGAGCAUUCAAAUGUAGCGAAGCCACCCCAAGUUCAUGCACUCUCACGGUUCUGGGAUUUGAUGGAAAAGCUGACAAUAAACGACAUUUUAUAUAUCAAGGAACUGAACAGUAGUAAGCAAGCCAGGGAGAGCCCUGUGCAUGAAAACACAACGCCAGACGUUUCAGACAUGGCAGAUUGUGGGUAUUCCACACAUCUGGAAGACAGCAAACAUGACACAUCUUGUGGGAAUGAUAUCUCAGUUAUUUCAGAUUUAGAAGAGUUUUUACCCAUACAGGAAACCAAAGAAGAUGCCAUUCUAGACUUCAUGCAGUUUGUAGAACCACAAGAUAUUCCCAUACCCUCCAGUUCCAGUGAGUUUUCAAAUGAAAAAGACGAGGCUCAGUUGUGGAGAAGUGUAUCAGAAGUAAAUCUAGCUCACAGAGGUACAGAAACCGAUUUGAAAGGGGUUGCACAGUUUGCUGGCACUGGACUCCCACACCCAACUACAGCUCCUUCAGAAUAUGUGGAUGAAAAAUGUUUUGGUCGGAUUUGCAAAAAUAUAAGCGUGAGGUCAUUAAGAGCAUUAGAAAUCCAAGCAAGUAAACAACAUGAAUUCAAUGUCAAUGAACAUCUUCUCUUGCAGUCCUGCAAAGAAGAAGCUGAAAAUGCUUGUCUCUCUGUUGUGAAUCGUCCAAGCCUUGAAGACAGCAGUAACCCAAUUGCAGUUCCUCCACUUAUUUGUUCCGCUUCAGAUUUACCUGACAAAGAGAGCUUUAGGAUUUCAUUAUCCGAAAUCUUUGGGUAUCUUUUCGGUGGCAGUCGACAUGGAAAUGGUGCAUGCCCUGUUUCUUAUACAGAACACUCAGCCAUGUCAGUUAAGGAACAGGAGCUGUGCAAUCUAUCUGUACCUGAGAUGUACGAUUACUUUUUCUCUGAGUUUGAGGCAGGAGGUGAGGCGCGGAGUGAGGGGAAUACGCCUGCACCUAUUUUCCCACGCUCAAGGUCUUUCGACAAGGCUCUGACAGUCCCUGAGGGGUAUGAGUACUUUUUCCCUGAAGAGGACGGAGAGGAUCUUCAUGAAGAUGAAAGUGAGGAAGACUCUGGCCCUAUACAUGUAGUGAUGCGCGUUGACCGGAGUGAUCAUGAAGCCACUUCUGUAUCUGUCCCGGAGGCAUAUGAUUACUUCUUCAGUAACAAAGAAAGAGAGGGAGAUUUAUUUGGGAUGUUUACCACAUCACUGAGGAGAAGACAUUUCACUACAGGGAUCAAAAAGGCCCUUGAAGGCAUCAUGUGCAUGGUGCAGAGGGAUAAAACAGAGGAACAGCCCAAAAACAAGUUGCAUCCAUCCAGGGCUGGGAAGAAUCAAAACCAGGAUCGCUCUGCACUGCAAAUACAAUUCCUUGAAUACGACAUACUGAGAUAUAUUGAAGAACAAACAAGAAGGUCAGCUGAGGCUAGAGUGGCAGUAGCAGUACCAAGAAAAGAAAAUGUCCUUAUGACGCUUGAUCAGUCGGACAUGUGUUUAGUUUGCAUAGCCUUUGCAUCCUGGGUAAUCAAAUCUGCUAAUCCACAUUCUCCAGACUUGUGGAAAACUGCUUUGCUGGCAAAUGUUAGUGUGAUCUCUGCAAUUCAAUACCUCAGAAGAUAUGGGAAGGAGAAAAAAUCGAAGUAACCCCCGAAAAUAUAAAAAGCUGUUAUUACCUUGUAAGAUAUUCUGUGAUUGGUUGCUUUUUUUUUUUUUUUUUUUUCAUAACGAAGCAUGUUAAGUUUAUAUUCUUGUUUGAGUGUAUAGAGUUAAAAAAUAUAUGAAUAGAUAAAAUAUUUUUGUAAAAGCAGACAUUUGUAAUACAAGAUGUGUCCAGAUUUUUAAACGAGCCAAAUGUAUAUUUUUGUAUGGUGCUAUGAUUAUAUUAAGAUAAUAAGAACAGAGUUCAGAAAGAAGAGAGAAUUUUUCUGAGGGUAUUUUGUGUAAUACAAUACAUACAUAUUUAUUGAAAUAAUGGUGCUGGGAGAUGGGUUUAAAUCUGCAUUUAUAGAGUAUUCUAUUUUAAAUCCUUAGUUAGCUAUAACUAAAGAAAAAAGCAUAACAGGGAUUGAAAUAACGGAAAGGGGCUAAAGUGGUCCAGCCAGGUCAACAGAAGUUUGUUGAACUUUCAAUAAAAUACCAAUCGCAUUAUUAGAAAAACGUGGGGCUCUAAUAGAGAUUCUGAUGCACAUUAUAAAUAUGAUACAUGUCAUAAAGCACACUCUUCAGAAUGCAGCAGUGGCACUGCAUGUAACUGGCUUGCUAUGGAAGGCACCAGGUGGGUUAGCACGAUUGUAGGAACAUCAGCAUGGGCUGUUGACAGGGAUUCCGUAGGUGUUUGAAAACGUGGUUCAGGAUGUAAGUAUUUUGGAGUAAACUAUUUGUCUACAUUGACCAUUGAGUCUAUUUAGUGUGAAUCACAUCUGAAAAUGUCAUGCUUCUUUUGUAAAAAAUAAAUCAAUAUAUAUAUAUACAAUUUACAGUAUCUUACAAUAUCCCCUUAACUGUGACUGCGUGUGCAUCAUGUUUUCUAAAUGUAAUGACUGUGUUACAGGCUUCAGAACAGUGUGCAUUGCGCUACCAGACAGAAAAUAAGGGUGUCUUGUUUUCGCAUCUAACUAUUUCUGCGUCAUAGCUUAGUAUAUUGGUUUGCACACAGGGCUUCUUCACCCUUCAUUGCCUUUUGUGCACAGCUGUAUAGAUUUGCAUGUGUUUUCAUUGCGUACAUGAUUACUGCUUUCAAACAAUCAUGUAACAGAACAGAACCCAUUGUACAGGUCAAGUGCAAAUCCCUGGGCUCUCAUUAGAUGGCAGCAGAAGCCUCAUUGCUCACUCUACAGGUAUUUGCUAGGAAGUGAAUGAGUUUCUGGCCAUCACUGGCUGUCAAGAUAAAAGUUGUAAUUAUACAGAUUUCCUGUUUCUGAGCACCAAAAAAAUAUAAACAAUGAUGAACAGAGCCAGCUGAAAUCCCAAAGUUGUCCAAGUAUGAUCAUGUUGUCCAGACUGAGAACAAACCUCAGGCAUUCAAAUGAUUAAAAGCGCUCCGACAUUAUCCAGCGUAUACACUUAUGUGCUGUUUUUCCUGUACAAUAAUAAAGUGACUCUGAAAACCA
Molecule: messenger RNA, 5718 nt
Organism: Acipenser ruthenus (sterlet)
Lineage: Eukaryota; Metazoa; Chordata; Actinopteri; Acipenseriformes; Acipenseridae
Exons: 4
Coding region: 125-4252 (1375 amino acids)
Biological process (GO): response to muscle activity; regulation of DNA-templated transcription
Cellular component (GO): cytoplasm; nucleus
Source: RefSeq, a predicted model, not a curated record